Messenger RNA from Echinococcus granulosus, 264 nucleotides. RefSeq names its product Tripartite motif-containing protein 9. Bases 1 to 264 code for a protein of 87 amino acids. The record is from RefSeq and is a predicted model, not a curated record. NCBI's taxonomy places the organism in Eukaryota, Metazoa, Platyhelminthes, Cestoda, Cyclophyllidea, Taeniidae. The transcript has 2 exons.
AUGUCUUCAGACUCCUGGUUUCACAUGGACUCCUCCCGUUCCUCGGUUGGAGGCCUGCAGUUUUCCAACUCCAACCGCUCCUUGACUUGUCAGUCGAUGGAGGAGUGCGUCGCUUUGGCUUCCACGGGUCUCUCACGCGGCAUUCACUAUUGGGAGUUCGUCAUUGACCGACUUGAUCCGGGUGGACAACCAUCGUUCGGCAUUGCCAAGUCAGAUUGCAAUAAGGAGGCCAUGCUGGGUCCUGGGAUUACGUGUCUGGUUUAA